AUUGCGAGUCCACCGGCUGUAACUGAUGGUAAAAUUAGAGAUGAACUCUUCUAGUACUAACAUAAAUGGAAGCGAGUCUGUAACAAGCCCUGCUGAGUUGAAUUCAGACGAUGCAACAUGGAUUUUGACAAGUGCUUUCAUAAUAUUUACAAUGCAGUCUGGAUUCGGACUAGUGGAGUCAGGUUUGUUUACCCAAAGUGUAUAAUUUGCUGGUUCAUUUUCGGAAAAAAGCUGAUAAAAAAAAUUCCACUGCACUGACUCACUCAAACAAAAAAAAAUAAAAAACUGCGUAACCAAGAAAUAGGAUACACCAGAGGUAGAAAAUAAACCAGAAUGAUAAGUCGAAGUUUGGUAUAUUUGUGUGUUUUUUUUUAGAAAAUCAAUUAACAGUUACGUAAGCUGAAAUUGGAACUGGACACCUUGUAAAAUUGUAUUAUGAUUUUUCCCGUCGCGAUUUUUUCACGUUUAUCUAUGUUUCAAUAUCGGUUCGUUUUUGAAAAGAAAUUUUUAUUAACCCUUUCACUCCUAGAAGUGGUUAACAUGUAACUUCUACCUUCUCCUCAUACAUUUUCCUGCAAACAGGUCAUGAGAAUACUCAAACUUGUCAGGUAGGAGUUUUUGUCUUGAUCUAACAACAGAUUCUCAUGAUCAAUUUACAGGAAAAUGUGUAGCAGCUAAAGGAGAUAAUUAACAAUUAGAUAUUAGGAGUUGAAGGGUUAAAAAUACUAGGUUGAGCGAGAGUCAGUUCGUAACUGAAUUGAGAGUGCUGAAGACACGUAACAUAAACCGGCAGUUUUGAAGCAUAAUACAUGUUAUGCCAAAUAACCAUAAUGAAGGUAUUCCUUAUAAUUUGGCCGUACUAAAAUAGGUUAUAUCUUGCAAAGAGUCUUCAGACCCUAAAGCCCGCUUCGGAUUGUGACAAAAAUAAGGUUAUUGAUGUUCAUAUCUGAGAAUAACUAGGAACAACGUUUGGUAACUCAAUAAUCUACAUCAUUUUAACGUAUUUAUAUAGGACAUUGACCGAAAAAGCAAUUUUUAAUGGCUCCUAAUACGCAGGCGUCAUUUCCCUAUGAUUUCCAGGUCUGGUCUCUCAGAAGAAUGAGGUCAAUAUUAUGGUUAAAAAUGCCGUGGACGUCAUAUAUGGAGGACUAUCUUAUUGGUUGUACGGAUUUGCUUUUAGCUUUGGCAUCGCUGAAGGAACAAAUGCCUUUUGUGGCAUGGGUAAAGAAAUGGAGACAGUUUGUAAACUUUUUUCAUACAAUUUGCCUGAAAUUAUGUGUCGCCAAAAAUUAAAAAAGAAUCGUUUUUUAUCUUAGUUGCACGCACAGCAAUGAAGUUUCAAAGUAGCGAACCAGCUUCCUGCCUUCGUAAUUGAUAAAGCAAAACUGUCCUUGCUUCAUUCACUAACUAAGGCGCAACGAAGAUUCCGAGAAAAUCGAUGUUAUUGUCACAGCAAUUAAUUAUUGUUUUAUUUUUCGUCAGUUUGGGUUGAGCCAUUAAACUAGCCAACCAGCCGCUUCUACCCUCUCAAUAUUAACUGAAGAAUUAUUCAAUGGAUUUUAUCAAAGUUUGAAAAAGAGGCCCACUCUACAUCUCCGUGUCAUUUGAUGCACUUUGCUGAGUGCAUAUCUCGUAUUUCCCAAGAAUAACAUGGAAAUGUCUCAACCGAACGCUUUUUCGUUGUUUGCUUUCCCGCCAGGUUAUUUUGCGAUGGACGUAGAAGCUGAGCAAGGAGAUGUGUUCGCCCUGUAUUUCUUUCAGAUGUCGUUCGCCACAACUGCCACAACCAUCGUGUCGGGGGCAAUGGCGGAAAGAACUCAUCUACAUGCAUACACAAUUUACUCUUUUACCAACACGAUAUCGUACGUCUUUCCAGCACAUUGGCUGUGGGGUGAAAAAGGCUUUCUCAAGGAGCUUGGUGCUAUUGACAUUGCAGGUAAAUCAAAAUGAAACUUUGCGCUAUCAAGAGAAUAUUCAUAACCUAUUUCGCUAUAACACACCUAAGUCUUCAGACGCUUAAAAGGAAAAAUGUUGCAGUUUUAGACAUCGUUGAGGAUGGUUGUAUCAGGAAAACACGACUAAGACGACACGUUAAUUAUUUAAUUUUUUUAAAAGGAUUUGUGGAGAGCAUUGAUGAAUAUUAGAGCUUGAUUCAAUUUUUCUUCAGGGUGUUCUGGUGUUCACUUAGUUGGAGGAGUCGCUGGUUUGGUGGCCUCGAUCAUGCUGGGUCCGAGACUAGGACGAUAUGACAAUUCAGUCAAACAAGGAAAGCCGGGGUCACUCACCAAUGUUCUACUGGGAACGUUUAUGCUGUGGUGGGGCUGGCUUGGGUUUAAUUGUGGCAGCACUUUUGGAAUGAGUGGAGGCAUGUAGAUGUUUUAGUUAUUUUGUUGUGAUAAAAAAUCUAAAAGGAAAAUGAAACAACACUGGCAGGAGAAUUUUUUUCACCUUUAGAACUGACUUGAAAACCUCCUGGUGGAAAAAUCACACAAAGUUUUUAAAGUCAUGAUCUUUGUAAAAACCGGGUCUUAAAUUUUCUUCCACAGGAAAAUGGCUACUUGCCUCAAGGUCAGCAAUAGUAACAUUGAACGGGUCAAUUGGAGGAGGAAUCUUAGGGAUAGCUUACAGCUACUACUACCGAAAAGGAAAGCUGGACGUGGCAGUAUUCAUAACUGGCAUUCUAGGAGGUCUCGUGGGUAUCACAGCCAUCUGUGCUGUAUGUCGUCCUUGGGAGGCCUUCCUCAUAGGAUUCAUAGGAGGAUUGGUUGCAUGCGGCAGUUGCGACAUUAUUGACAGGUUGCUAUGAAAACCUUUCUUGCUACAGGCAGUGUAAUGAACGCUUUAGCAUGUCAUAUAUAGUCGGGGGAUUGAGAAAAAACUUGUAUUGUCCUCUUCAUUUCUCGGCUGGUUUGAUUCGGCUAUUGAACACUAAAUUAGGGUUUUGGUUCUUACGUUUGCCAAUUUCUAAGGGGAACGAAGGAAACAAUUCCACGCUACCUUAGAAGCGUAAGGGGCUUCUAUUUGCAUGACAGCUUUACAAUUUUACUCGAUUAAAGCACAGGAAUCCUGGCUUUAUCUUGGAUUUUUAUUUUUUUAUUUUUUUUGGUUCUUUGCUCAAACUGUUUGCAAACAUAAAUUGCUCUAUGCUGCUUUUCGGGCCCAUUUCAACAACGAAAAAAACUGAUGAAUAUGCAACAAAUAAAUUAUUUUCUAGAUUGAAAGUCGAUGACCCUGUGGGUUGCAUAGGAACUCAUGCUGUUGCUGGUAUUUGGGGGAUGAUUGCAGUCGCUUUAUUUGUAGAAGAAGACGAGCUUGAGGGAUUGUCAGAUGCUCGUGGGCUCUUCAAAGGUGGCAGCGUAAAACUGCUUGGUGUCCAACUUCUGGCAUGUGUCGUUAUUGCCGCUUGGAGCGCUAUGACUACAUGGCUACAAUUGUUUCUUAUCAAUAAAAUUCUUCCAAUUAGACUCACUCGUGAGCAAGAGAUCAUAGGUAAGAUUAAUUUUCCAAGUUCAACACGACUGGAAUGACACCAUGCACACUUUGUGUGCCACUUAAAUAUACCUUGAUAGCCGUAAUUACUCUCUUUCUUCCCCAUCACCUGAAGUGAUUUUUACCCUCACGUCUCUGCCAUGCUUGCACGAGUCUCCACAAACACUAGAUUAUUUAUAUUGACUGCUUUCUUUUCUAAAAACCGUUAUGUGAAAAUCUCGCCACAUGACGAAAACGUAGGAUGGUAUCGUGCUACACAACAGCAGUAAAUACCAAAAAACCAAUAUUUAAAGACGUGAAUACUUCGAGAGAAAAGCUAUCUCUGCGUACAAAUUGGUGUGGUCACAGGCAGCGUAAGCACCACAGGCACAGAUUAUAAACGGUUUGUAAUUUCUUGGUAUGGGGGAGAAGCAAUGGAGUCUUUUCCUAUCCCCAGCUACCUUUUUAAGAGUGCAGUCCCUUUCUGUUGUGUAUUUCUUAUAUUUACAUAAAUUUCUUAGGCUCUUGCUAUUCAAACACCUCUAACCCUUAAUUUUCUGCCAUUCAUAUGGCACGUCGGGAACGUGCUUGGAUCAACAAUAUGUCAAGUAAGACUGCAUUACAACCAGACACUCUUGAUAUACCCUUAGGUACUGACAAACUUGAGCACGGGAUUGACUGUAAUGAUUCUGAGGACGACAUCUUUGGACUGGAAAACGAUACACUGGAGGGAGAAGAGGACGGAGUCGACAGUUUCGGAGAAUACACCAAAAAUGAAGCUCUAGCUAAUAGGCACGGAGCCAACAUGGAUCAAAUACUUACCAUUCGGAAUCUUCCAGGAUAUGCCAACUAUGGUCUCGAGUCCAGUUCAGGAAGCCAUUUAUCAAAGCGAAAGAUGACAGCUGAAGUCGGAGUACAGGUGGAUCUGCAAGACGCUUAACUUUUCCAGGAAUCACGUCUCCUCACAAGCACUUAUUCUGGUGAUCAUUUGACAUCUUUAGACCAAAGUCAGGUUUCAUUUUUUUGCAAACGUAGAAAAUGUGCUAGUCUUCUUUAAAUUACUGUGAAUACGUAAAUAUUUGAUUUUCAUAUAUUCACAAUCAUUUACUCAUCACCUAACGAGUUCAUUACAACUCUCAGUUGGUGGAGCAAUGCUCCGGUAUCGCAAAGGUCAUUGGCUUUAAUCCAGUACAGGCUUGAAUUUUUCCCUUAUUUUGAGCCUCAUUUUCACUACCGCCUAAGUAGUAUUCGUUACUGCGAAGGUCGCUUUCAUAUUCAUCAGUUACCUUUAUAACUAACUUAAUGAACUCAUGAAUAAGAUCCGGUUUUAUAGACCUUAGACUGGGCUAAAACGGAAUAACUAAGAGUGUUCACACCUUAUAAAGUGUAAAUUUAUGCGAAAAAUUAACUCGCAAUUUACUUCUAUUUCGAGUGAUGUAUAAUGAGCGAUAACAAUCACCCGCGAGAUACUAGUGUGAAGUUUGCAAAUGGGAUAGCCGACGAAUGUUUUUAAGUUUACCAUGAGGACUUACUUUUGAGGAUAAAAAACGUUUUUGUCAUUACAAUUUUUAAUGUUGGAUAAUCAAGUCUUAUAAGUUCCUGUUCAGAAUAUUAAUUUGCGUCCUCAAAAAAAACGAGUUCCUUUCAAUUGGUCACUAAAUUUAGCGGUUUUGAAUAACAACUAAGCCCUAACACCUCAGCUUUCGUUGGUUGUUUUUCUUCAUUUUCCUUAACUUGAAUAAUUUAGAAACUUUAAUUAAGGUUAUGUUUGUACCUUGGUUAGUUAUAGGAAAGGUGAGCUAAAUUAAAAUCCGUCCUUUCUUUCCUAAAG
Pocillopora meandrina is the source of this 5299-nucleotide messenger RNA. The record is from the annotation of a GenBank genome assembly. NCBI's taxonomy places the organism in Eukaryota, Metazoa, Cnidaria, Anthozoa, Scleractinia, Pocilloporidae.